AUGGCGCCUUCGAGUAAUAAGCGAAAACGACCUGAGCGGCAGAUCUCAGAAGAUGACGGAGCCAGUCGGCCCUCACCGUACAAACCGGAGAAGUCGCGCAUGACACGUCGAACAUCGCAACAGAUAGAGAAGGCGGAGACAACUGGAGAAGAAGAUGCUGCUCCAAACAUGCGUAAGAUUCACGAUUGCCCUGCAGAAGACAAAGCUAACAAUCUGUGUUUGGCAGCAACUUCGAGCUCGCGUGAGGGUACCGGAACACCUGCGCAGCAGGGCCUCGACAACAACCCAUCGGAACCCAAUGGACAUGGGCAUAGCACGGGAGCACCCACCGCAGUACCGGUGAAAGCUCUGUACAAGUACACCCACGUCACCGACGACAUCAUAUCCUCCUGGUCGGACUCAGGGAAACAAACAAUUGUCGACGCAGCGAGAGGCCUGGACGAAUUGCGACUUAGCGAUCUCUUUUCCGAGCUGGUCCGGUCAUCGCUAGAGGACCGUUUGGCUGGCAAACAGGCUGGUCUGGCAGUGAGGGACAUCAUUGCAUCACAAGACCUUGGUUCCAUGAGCGUGGAGGAGCUAUUUCUCAACACAAUCUCCUUCUUGUACGAUGCAAACUAUAAAGGGCCCCAGUUGCGGCCUCUGGUUGCUUCCACUGGAAUCGACUUGCAGCGGAUGCGCGAGGAGCUCGACAUUCCUCUGCUGCAAGAACUCGGGCUUGUCCGCAGUACCUUUGACAAGAUGCGGACGAGAAAGACCACAAAUGCUCUGUACAGGCAAGCGAACUUCAAUCUACUUCGAGAGGAGAGCGAAGGCUAUGCCAAACUCAUCACUGAGUACUUCAACACGGCGCAGGAAGCCAGCAGCCGACGCGACGAUGACCCAUUCAUGGCUGAGGAUGCCUUUCGACGAGUGGAGGCUUUGAUCGGUGCCUUUGAUCUUGACGUUGGCAGGGUCUUAGACAUCAUUAUGGACGUGAGCGCCAAUCUUCUUGUCAAGGCCUAUCCGUUUUUCAUCAAAUUCUAUCGUGCGAGCUCUUGGUGGCCUGACAACGAGCUGCUCGACAACGUGAAGUGGGAAGACCAAGGUUUCAGCUCUCUGCCAAGUUGGGCUUUGCCAGGAUCUGGACGUUGGGUGCAAAGUGAUGACGAGAAGGAGGCGCUGUCCCAGCUACGGCACACGCGUGAUGUUCGAUUCUGGGAUCACGUCCGAGAGGCCGGCAUGGACGCAUUCUUCGAGCUUGGCAGCAAGAAGAUUGUCAACUUCGACUCGGUACUUCCGUUACUGCAAUCUGAAGUCUCGGCUGAGUUGGAUGCUAGAGGCAAAGAGACGAACCCAAACAAGCGCAUGCGGCUCAACGAAGUUCGCAAGUACAUGCGAGAGACCCGCAGCAUCCCGCCGUCGGGCAACUACGACGCUGCGCAGCUGCUGGGCUUCAAGUUGAGAUUCUACGCCUCUGACGCGCGGGAUGCCGGAGAUACCUUGCCGGACAACCUCAUCUACCUUGCAGCUCUCCUGAUCAAGAUCGGAUUCAUAUCUUUGCGAGACCUGUAUCCGCAUCUUUACCCCGCCGAUGAAGACAUGCCAAAAGAGCGGGCAAGAUUGGAGAAAGAAAAGGCAGAGAAGGAAGCUAAAGAGCGUCCUGGCGGAGGCAUGAACGCUCUCCUCAUGGCCGGUGCUCUCGCUGAUGACUCGUUGCCUGGUUCCCGGCGAAUAGACAAGGAAAAGAGCGGCGAUGCUACCCCGUCCCAAGACAAGAAGGACGAGCCAAAGGAAGAGCUGCCAGCGCCCGUCAACCAGAAAGUCUUGCUCUUGAAAGCGUUACUUCUCAUUGGAGCUCUUCCUGAGGCCUUGCAUCUCCUGGGCCGCUUCCCUUGGCUGGCUGAGGUUGACAUCUCGCUGCCGGCUUUCUUACAGCGCCUGGCCAGACACAUGUUGAGCAAGGUUGCAGAGUCUUUGCAUCCAUUGAGCAGCCGUGAUGGCCUGCAGGAGCCCAGAGAGCAACUUUCAGAUACUACACCUCGAUUCGACGGCAGUCUGGCCUUCUCUGCAAGACAGCCCAAAAAGACAACGCGGUGGUUGUACAACGACGUCUUCGACAAGGAUGACGGACAGGAUUAUCGACACUACUACUCCGACUGGAGCGAUAACAUUCCGGUUUGCCAAUCGCUCGACGAUGUCUUUGCCUUAUGCAACACCUUCCUGGGGUACAUUGGGCCAAAGAUUGGACAGGACGUUGCCCUCUACAGCACUCUCCUACGUCUGGCCUAUCGCAGCCUGACCGACGAUACUUCGAAUGAGAACCGCUCACGCUGGCUUGAACUCAUGAAGCGCCUGUUGGUGCCAGCGCUCAGCUGCAGCAAGCACAAUCCACAGCUCGCACAGCACGUGUAUGAGCUGCUGAGCUUCUUUCCGGUCGCCACGAGAUACAAGGUGUAUGCUGAAUGGUUCACUGGCCGUACAUCUCGUCUCCCCGAUGUCCAGGCUGCUUUCGCUAAGAACAAAGCUGAGGUCCGUGAUGUACUUCGACGAGUGUCAAAUGAUUACGUCAAGAAGCAAUCGCGAGCACUUGGCAAGGUCGCACUUUCAUCGCCAGGCAUCGUCAUGAUGGAAAUGAUCAACCAGCUCGAAAGCUACAACAACAUGAUUCCCAGCUUGGUGGAAUGCACGCGGUACUUCUCAUCCUUGGCAUACGACGUCUUGAAUUGGGCCCUCAUCAACUCCGUCAGCGGGCAGGGACGGGAUCGCAUGCAAGCAGAUGGCAUGCUGACCAGUUCCUGGUUGCAAGCACUGUCUCGAUUCGUCGCGUCGCUGUUCACACGAUACUCGCACCUCAAUCUGUCACCAAUUCUGCAAUAUCUCGCCUCCGAACUUCGAAGCGGGAACUCGACCGACCUGGAGCUGUUCGAGCAAGUGCUUGUAGAAAUGGCAGGCAUCAGAUCUGAUACAGAAUUCAACGACUCCCAGGUAUUGGCCAUGGCCGGCGGAGAGACGCUCAGAACCCAUAUUUUGUCACAGCUAUCGGACACGAGGCAUUUGAAGAAGACUUCAGCCCAACGCUUGAUUGCAGCACUCGACAAGCCAAAACUCAUUGGCCAGACACUUGUGGCUAUUGCGCAAGAGCAGCAGAUGUACGCCCAACACGAGUCCUCGAGAUUCAUGCCGCUGAAAGUUCUCGGAAACAACCUGGACAAGAUUCAAGCUGUUUUCCAGCAGUACAUGGAAGUCCUCAAGUAUAACUUGGAUGCACAAAAGUUCGAAGACGCGGUUCCAGAUGUCACCAGUCUGGUGAGAGACUUUGGUGUGGGGCCGUGCGUCGCGCUCACAGUCUGUCGCGCAGCAUUACAACACCGCCUCAGCGAGUUUGAUGCUGCAAAGAAACAUGAGCUCGACGACAAGAAAGACGCAUCUGCCCAGAAUGCUCCCGCUGGCGAGGACGCGGAUAAUACUGCGGAGACCAUCAAAGAGGAAGCAGCUCAUGAACCUACAGAACAAUCGAAUGGUGUUGUAGAAAUGGACCAGGAGAUGGAAGGCGUUGAAGAUGGCGCUGCCGCCACGGCUCAGCCCGCAGAGACUGGUCCAUGGCAUCCGGUCCUCGAACCAGUCAUUCAAGGCCUCCAAGAGGCCCUCCCAGAGCUCGCUGCUCGCAUCAGCGUACCGUUCUAUGUCACAUUCUGGACCCUGAACCUGUACGACGUAUUUGUACCCAUGGACAACUACUCAAGGGAGAUGAAGCGACUCGAUGGUCAAAUCAAUGAGAUCGCAAGCGACCGUUCCGACCUGAGCGCGAUCCAGUCAAGGGAGAGAGAACGCAAAAAGAAGAAUCUGAUGGAUUUGCGUGAGAAGAUGAAGCAGGAGCCAACAGUGCACGUAAGUGCGUACCGACAGGUGAAAGCCCGAAUCAACAAGACCGAGAAAUCCCACUGGUUUGCGAAGACAGACGGAAAGGAAUCGCGGGCUGCCAUCGACGCAAAGCACCAAGGUCUGCUCCAGGAAUGCUUUAUUCCAAGAGCCAUAAUGUCGUCCAUCGAUGCGUACUUCUCAUUCACAAUGAUGAAGAUCUUGCACGACCAGGGAACUCCCGGAUUCAGCCUUAUGCACCUUUUGCAUCAGCUGUUCAAGAAGCAACAGCUCGCAACUUUGAUGUUCCAGUGCACCGCCAAUGAAGCACAGCAUCUUGGUCGUUACCUUUGCGAGACUCUCAAACACCUGCACUCCUGGCACGCCGAUAAAACGAUAUAUGAGAAGGAGGCUCUGGGUCAAAAGACGAAGCUCCCAGGUUUCGUCAAGGCGUUUGAUGAGAACGGGGAGCCAAAAUCCGUCAUCGACUACGAGACAUUCAGGCGUAUGCUAUUCAACUUCCACGCCCACCUGAGCAAUGCGCUACAGGCCUGUUUUGAGUCUGACGAGUACAUGCACAUUCGCAACGGCAUCAUCGUUCUGAAGAGUGUCGUCCAGGUUUUCCCAGCAAUCAAGUAUAUCGGCAAGAACAUGGUCGAUCACGUUACAAAGCUGUCAAAGGAUGACCCGCGUCAGGAUCUGAAGCUGGCUGCGAUGUCCCUACUUGGCCCUCUCAAGAGUCGAGAGAAGCACUGGCUGUUGCCACAAGCAUUCAGAUUGAACGAUCCAGCCAAAGAUGGUGCCAAGCCGACCAGUCGCGCGCCCUCUGCAAGACCAGAAACACCACAGCCAGGAGCUGGUCUCAAUGCGUCAGCUCCAGAAUUCAAAUCUACGUCUACCACUCAGGCGAAUGGCACGAGUAGAAAAGAAUCAGUGGCUGGCGGCCCCGAGGAUGGCGAGAUUGAAGACGAGAAGGCCGCGUCUGCGAAGGAGAGCAAAUCCGUAAGCAAUACUGGAGACCGUCCAGAAACACCGAAGCAGGACAACAAGGCAACCGAGAAAGAAAUUCAGAGACCAUCGCAUGAUGUUAAAUCAACAGUGGCUCGCGACACACCCAAAGCCGAUUCCAAGCCGUUGACGCCGGCUCCAAUUCAGUCGAGGCACCCUCCUGGCACGUCAGGUUCGCAACGUGCGGAGCCAUCCCGACCCUCGUCAACACAGCCUGGAUCUGCUCGAUCAUCAGCCCAUGCUCUGCCAAACCGACCUGAGCACAAUGCUACGAAGCCUCUUCCAGGAGCGCCUACUCCGGGCAGAGGCGGACGAUAUCCGGCUCGAAGUGGGCCAGACGAGCGUUUCGGCAGACUAGACAGACCCAACGACGUGAGGCCGGCUUCUCGCGACCACUCUCCUGGCCAUCGCACUCGUGGACGAACUCCACCCCCAGCUUCUACGCCACGUGGCUAUCGCGAUGAGCGGCAGUUCGACCGACCAACUGAGCGACCACCUCAUGACAAUAGAGGCGCCCGUGAUGAGCCGUACGGUCACCCGCGACGUGAGGGCCCGCCAAUGUCGUCUCGCCCUCCGCUUGACUCUCGAGAUCGAUCGCAACCAACUGGACGGACAUCAGAUGCAGGCACGCACCCGGAUCGACUGGGCCAUAUCUCUUCAGUAGCAGUAGCACCUGAAGGCCAACAGCCGUCACGAGUCACACCAAGCGCGACACCUUCGCAGCCGCAAUCACAAGAUGACCAGCACCACGUCAAUCCAGCGCGCAUGGCAUUGAUUGACUCUGGGUCUGGCGGUCCGGCUCCUCGCCGCGGAAGAGAUGCUCCGCCAGCGGACAGAGACCCCCGCCGCGAGAGGGAGUCUCGAACAGAUGAUCGCCCAGGAUCUGCCUUUGGUUCACGAACUGCAGAGGCACCACGGGAUGCUCCGCCACGCAACGAACAACAGCCUGAUUUGGCACCCACUGGGCCAAAGCGGGCGGGCGGGCGACUUCGCGAGAUGGCCCCUCCUCAGCAAACCGAGUCAAACUUUGGCCGUCUCAACGGUCCUCAAGAUGCACCUUCAGGGCCUCGUCAGCUCAACGGGUCAGGCAGGGGCGCUCGAAACUUCACGGCCCCAGUCAACACGCGUCCUAAUGACUCUGCCGUGCCAUCUCCAACGACCGGCAGACCACCAGAGUCACCUGCAGCACUUCGAGGGCCGCCUAGCCGACAGCCGAGCGGCCCUGCACCACACGUUGAUCGAAGCGCUCCAAGUUCUGCGCCAAGUACACCUGCCGCAGAAAAUGGUCCUCAAGUACAUCCGAGCAGAGCUGCUCAGUUUGCUCCACCAGCUCCUAUUCAGACGAGCUUUCAAGCACCCAAUGGACCGCGAAAUGCAGGUUCUCCCACGACAGGACCUCCAGCUGGACCACGAGCACCAGGUCGUGGUGGCCCUCCCAGUGGCACACCCACAGGACCAUCGCCUGCCAACAGCAUGCCGCCCUCUGGACCUGCAUCAGGCUUGGAGAGACGGAAGCACGGUGGUGACAGACAACGUCAAAACAUCAAUGCUACUUUGCAGGGCAACAGCAACGCCCCUAGCCCUACUGCCCAAGGCGUCAAUUUCAGAGGAGCAUCAUCUCGCCAGCCGAGCAUGUCGUCCUUGCCUCCAAGCGGCCCAGGCGUGAGAUCUGGAGGAUCUGUCCCCACAGUAGCGUCGUCAAUGGAGCCGCCGAGCAACCAGGCCGAGACGAUGACGGAGGCAGGCGACGAGAAGAAGAUCGGGGUGACCGCUCCCACGGUAGUCGUAACCCAAGCCGGGAACCACGCCGUGACAUUGUCGACCCGAUGGCUCGUCCUCCACCUCCACCUCCACCACCAGGCGGACCAGAUGACAACAGAGAUAGACGUGGCGGAGCACCGCGCGAUGAGCACCGUAUGCCGCGGGACGCACCAGGCCGUGACGGCGCAUCACGAGAACGUAGAGGGCAAGAGAGGCGGUCUCGUGGCCCGACGACAGACAAUCCUGGAGGCUUUGCAGGAGGCCAUCCUCCAGAUUGGGAACGUCGUGGACUUCGUGCAGACGAGAACGAUGGUGGCAGGAGAGGUGGCAGAACGGGAGCGUCAGGCAGACCGGAAGACUUUCGAGGUGGAGCACCACCACGCGAAGAUGAGAGAGGCGGAAGUGGCAGACCUUCACGCAACGACGGCGCCACCGAAAGCAGGAAGCGGCCGCAUGAUGAUGGCGCUGGAUUUCCAGGAGACCCAAAGCGGAGGCGAAGCGCAAGAUAGCGCAAGAAGAGAGACGAGGACCGAGACUGAAUUCAACUCUAUGUUUUACUACCAUUACGAGCAUAUGCUCCAGCUACCAGAACUCUCCAGCAAGUAA
This is a messenger RNA of Zasmidium cellare ATCC 36951, 7212 nucleotides long. RefSeq lists its product as uncharacterized. NCBI's taxonomy places the organism in Eukaryota, Fungi, Ascomycota, Dothideomycetes, Mycosphaerellales, Mycosphaerellaceae. Gene Ontology annotation, cellular component: THO complex part of transcription export complex. The transcript is spliced from 4 exons. Bases 1 to 7212 code for a protein of 2403 amino acids. The record is from RefSeq and is a predicted model, not a curated record. Gene Ontology annotation, biological process: mRNA processing; mRNA export from nucleus. Gene Ontology annotation, molecular function: mRNA binding.